Delphinapterus leucas (beluga whale) is the source of this 624-nucleotide messenger RNA. It is a transcript of the gene TEX52, whose product is annotated as testis expressed 52. NCBI's taxonomy places the organism in Eukaryota, Metazoa, Chordata, Mammalia, Artiodactyla, Monodontidae. The record is from RefSeq and is a predicted model, not a curated record.
AUGGCCAGCAACAUGCAGAGAUCGCCCAGGGGGCAGCGUGACCCGGCCCGCAUCAGAGAACCUUUCCUGAAGAUGGUCCACGCCCACGAGACCCUCCCGACGCCCCGCACGUGGGCUCAACGCGAGUUCGUCCUCCCCAGGGAGUCCUCGAAGCUGCCCGGCCUCACCCGGCAAGCCAACCACCAGCUGGCCCUGAAGCUGCCACCCUGCAUGGAAAUGAAGGCCAAGGUGCGUCAUCGACUGGCCUGCCCCUGGAAGGAUGCGGCCCAGCACACCUGGGGCUUCCACACGUGGCUGCAUGUGGGACGUCUGCCGGCCACCUUCCCCGCCAGGCCUGACAGGCCCUAUGACAGCAACGUCUGGCACUGGUUGACGGAUUCCAGGGCCCACCCACCCCCAGCAGAGCCCCCGGUGCCCCCUCCGUCCUGGAUGAGUCAAAACAGCUUUCUGACCUUCAUCUCCUGUACUCCUCUCUUUCUGGAUGCACAGAGGAGGUACCAGGUGAUUCUCAGGACAAUGAAGGAGCUGAGAGAGGUGGGGAAGCUCACGCUGAGGAGUGAGGUCAGGGCAUCCCUGCUCGAUGCCAACGGCAAUGUCCUGCCCCCGAAGAACUUCAAGAAGUAA